AUGAGUGUUUUAUUUGCUUAUGUGAAGAGAUGUUAUAAAUGUUAAUGGGGGAAAACCUAUAUUAUGAAAACAGAGAAAGGAGAAUUUACAGGUGAAAGUGCUCCAUUAUGGAAGAAUGUAUCACCUGCAGCUUUUUUGGCAUAAUGCAUAAUUUCAAUGUUAAUGAUUGCAGGAGUUAUAGUUGCAUAUGUAAUUGAAAUUAAUGGAUUGGAUGAUAAUUGUACAGUCUCAUAUAAGCCAUGGAUUAUAGGAUAAUUGAUAGCAGUGUUUUUCUCUGGAAUUCUAGAUUUUUAUAUAUAUAGAGUAAAAUAUGCAUCAGAUGAUAGAUGGUUUAGAUUAAUAGUUGUAAUAUUAUGUUAAAUAGCUCUAUUGGUAGCUAUAGGUGGUAUUUCUUUUUUUUAGGGUUUAAAAGUAAUAUUAGGAUUGGGUGAUUAAUGUUAAUUGCCAGAUGAAGGAGAUGAGAAUACUUAAACUUAAGAUGAAUAAGAAUAUUAUACACCUGAAAAUGUAUUUGGAAAUUAAAUUUGGAUGGCAAACUUUUUUAUUUCUGCAACUACUUUAUUAAUUUUAUUGAUUAAACUAAUUGUCUUAUGUUUCUUAACAAAAAAUAUAUACUUUAGCACUUCUCGUUUUGUUGCUAUUGCUUCGAAACCAGAAGAAAAGAAAUUUGUUGAUUGA
Molecule: messenger RNA, 678 nt
Organism: Paramecium pentaurelia
Lineage: Eukaryota; Ciliophora; Oligohymenophorea; Peniculida; Parameciidae
Source: the annotation of a GenBank genome assembly